Molecule: messenger RNA, 1248 nt
Organism: Theileria orientalis strain Shintoku
Lineage: Eukaryota; Apicomplexa; Aconoidasida; Piroplasmida; Theileriidae
Product: mRNA capping enzyme
Exons: 7
Coding region: 1-1248 (415 amino acids)
Biological process (GO): 7-methylguanosine mRNA capping
Molecular function (GO): ATP binding; mRNA guanylyltransferase activity
Source: RefSeq, a predicted model, not a curated record
AUGUAUGAUAUAUAUAACUCUAAAUCACCGCUGCCAGGACUUCCAGUGGAAUCUAGAGAAAAUAGCGAAAGGGUUCUCCAGAAGGUUCGAGAUUUAUGUGGAUGGAAUCGUCCAUCAUUUCCAGGUUCCCAGCCAACUUCGCUUUGCAGGGAAUUUCUUCCUCUCUUAUUUAGAAACGAUUACGUAGUUUGUGAAAAGUCGGAUGGUGUUCGAGCCUUAUUGCUAUCUGCUUCAGGAUCAAUCUUUUUGAUCGGAAGACUGGAAGAAGUACAUGAAAUAAAAAUGAAGUUGCCCAUUCGUGGCAAUUUAACCGAGUUUCAGCAGUUGACGCUGUUGGACGGAGAAGUUGUAACGGAUAAGGCCGAUAACGGCUCUGUUGUAUACAGGUACUUGUGUUAUGAUGGGAUUUGCAUCCAAAGGCGCCCCUUGAAUAAAAUGAAUUUGUUAGAAAGGCUAGCUUUCGUUUACACAGAUGUUAUACUUCCCUUGAGGCAAAGCAAAAUGGCAAACCUUCAGCAAAAUUUAAACGCUCAAAAAGAUUCUGAUCCUAGAGAAGCGCCUAAUAACCUGGAAAUAUACCUGAAGGAUUUCUUCGACAUCACACAAAUAAAAUAUAUUGAUGACAUUUCUGUUAAGCUACCGCAUGUUUCUGAUGGGCUAAUUUUCACUCCAGUCAACACACCUUACUCGCCUGGGACGUGUAAAACACUUCUUAAGUGGAAGCCGCCUCAUUUAAACACAGUUGAUUUCAGUAUCGAUGUGGUAUACGAUAACACGAAGAGACCCAGAAUAGUGCAACUAUACGUUUCAGAUUCGGGAACACGAGUCUUUUAUAACGAAUUUCUUGCACCUUAUGGCGAGGUGUAUAAGAAAAUAAUAGAAAUGGCACUCACGGAUCAAAUCACACAAAUAAUCGUCGAGUGUUCAUGGAUAACGGACUCGAGAGUCUACACGUUCAUUCCGAAGAUUAAAAGUGAUCCCAAAAAUAGGUUUCAAGCUUCGACGGAGGGGAGAAUAGAUUAUGACUUUGAGAACGGGACCUGGGUGGAAGGAGGCUGGUUUGCGGAGAGGAUACGGGAGGACAAAAACUUGCCGAACCACAUUUCAGUCGUCAGAAGCGUCAAGUCAAGCAUAGAAGAUGACAUCACAUUCGAUAUGCUGGUCGAGGAAGUCGAAAACUUCAAAAGAAACGGAAAAGUGCCAUUAUACACAAAGUGUCCGCUUCCAAAGUCGUAUGAAAUCGUAUAG